This is a messenger RNA of Cydia fagiglandana, 5370 nucleotides long. RefSeq names its product titin-like (gene Ncoa6). Gene Ontology annotation, biological process: positive regulation of transcription by RNA polymerase II. The record is from RefSeq and is a predicted model, not a curated record. The coding region runs from base 760 to 5337 and encodes 1525 amino acids. The transcript is spliced from 11 exons. NCBI's taxonomy places the organism in Eukaryota, Metazoa, Arthropoda, Insecta, Lepidoptera, Tortricidae. Gene Ontology annotation, cellular component: nucleus; histone methyltransferase complex; transcription regulator complex.
AUGUCAAGUUGAAAAUUGCAAAUGGCGGCCGUUGUUAUUGUUCGUACCGAAUUAACUAUUUGUAAAUUAUAUACCAAUCUUUUUAGCGAUUUUUCUACUGGACUGAUAUAUUGAUGCGAUACUAUAACUUCUUAAAAUUCAGCACGACGCAUUUUAUGUACGUUUUUAUGUGCUUCAAGUGAUUUUUCGGUAUUUUAUGUGUGUCAUGCAAAUGGGGUAAGCUGGAAUUAUCGGAUGUCGCUUAGGUUGUUUUGGAUAGUUUCAAUAGGAAAAUGGAGUGAAGUUCUGUGACCAAAAGUGUUAAAAUGGAAUCUGCAUAAAGUAUUUUAACUAUCGCGUUACGUAUAAAGUGAAAAAAGAGUCAGGAACGGCUGUAAUUUGCGAAUGUUCCAUGCCGUGACUGCACUCCCCCGUACAUUUCAAAAUGGCUGCUGCUCUUCACGAUGUAUGAGCUUUGCGUCACUGGAACAUAGAUCAGUGGACUCGAUUUGUGUAGCAAUAUCAGUGAUUCUAGUCUUGUGAUUCGUUGUGAAAAAUCGAAAAUAAGCCAAGAAGAAAGCCCCGAACGCACCUGGGGCGGGACAAAAGUGGCGUAUCAUAUGUUUUUGGAGUAGUGGACACUGGCCAUUAAAGACUGAUAUUGCCUAGCGAAGCGAUCGCGCCGGAUAGUUAUGUUGCGCUUGAAUUUCCAGGAUGAUUUUCAUCACAAUGGAAUAGAACUUGUGUGGAAUUGAACGGAAUGUGACAUUGUAUGAGAGCAUGGCAGCGGACAGCGACGGGCUAGGCUCGGCGGGCGGCGGCGCGUGCGGCGUGGUUGUGACCUGCGAGGGAGACCUGCGCGACCCGCGCUUCCCCGCGCGCCUCCGCCGCCUGCUGCGCGAGCUGCGCACCUUGCUCGCCGAGCCGCACCCCAACACACUCAAAGUGAACAAGGUGGAGCCGUGGAACUCGGUGCGUGUGACGCUCUCCGUGCCGCGCGCGGCGGCGGCCCGCCUGCGGGCCCUCGCGGCGGCCGGGGCGCCGCAGCUGCGGGCGCUCGGCAUACUCUCCGUGCAGCUCGACGGCGACCAGGCCGUGUCGCUGCGGCUCCAGCACGGGACCGAGCUGCGGAUCAACACGGAUGAAGAUGCGAGCACCUCCCGCGCCCAACCCAACGCCGAGCUGCUCUCGGGCCUCGGCAGUAUCGGGCGACUCCUCUCCGACGACGGAGCCUCCACCAGCGCCGAACCCCCCCGGGACAACUUCAAGAGUCCCAACACUGUGUGUCCCAUGGACGGCAAACUGCCGCAGAACAUACCUACCCCUACGUCGGACAGAUGCGAGUUCCCGUUCGGAAGUAUGACGCAAGCUAGGGUCAUACAUCGGAAAGAAAAUACGCUAGGCAUCCCCGGCCCCGCGACCGUCCGCCCGCCGGCGGAGUUCCCCCGCCCCUCCACGUCGUUCGCGGGCCCGCCCCCGCCCUACCCCGCCAAGACCCCCCCCAACGUGGCCAUGUCGUCGCCGCUGCUGGUCAACCUGCUGCAGAAUGACGCCGCCGCGCCCGCGCCGAGACCCAAGCUGCCCAAGCCGCACACGGCCAAGCUGGACACUCAGGACGGACAGAUGGAGCUAGCCGUGGGCCGCGCGCCGUUUGAGUACCGCGCGCCACGGCCGCCCCUGCCCCGGCCGCCGGCCUCGCCCGCGCCGCCGGCCUCGCCGGGGCCGCCGGGGCCCACGCCGGGGCCCGCGCCGGGGCCGGCGGCCUCCCCGCGCCCCGCGCCGCGCCCGCCCCCGCCGCGCCGCGCGGCGCCGCCGCAGAGGCCGCAGUUGCCGCAGCAACCUGUCUACAGGGCUCCGCUGACGCCGGGCGCGGCCGCCGGCGGGCUGCGGCCGCGCUUCCCCUCGCCCGGCUACGCGGCGGAGUUCGCGCCGCCGCCGCCCUACAAGCAGUACCCCAGGCCGCGCCUGCAGCCCGUCACCCACGAAGACCUGCAGGCGCUCAUGCCGCCCUCCACCACCUCCAUGGAUCAGAAGACGCAGUCCAGCUUCCAGGAGUUCCAACGUUACCAGCAGCAGUAUAACGCGCGGCAGCGCGCCGCCUCGGCGAGCGCGCGCGCCUCCGGCACCACGGCCGACUGGAACGAGCCGUACCGGGACUCCCUCGCGCUGGCGCUGCCCGACCUGCCCGACAUCGACCUCGACCAGCUGCAGCCGACGCUCGACGUGCUCGACGACUCCGCGCUCGCCUCCAUCUCCGACAACCUGCUGUACACCGAGUCGCGCGAGCAGCCGACCCCCGACGCCAUACUGCAGGAGAUCGCCGGCCCCUUCAACGGGCCGUACGAGUCGCCCGCGCCGAGCGUCAACUCCCCUCGCCUCCCUAGCGCGGCCGGCACGCCCGCGCCGAGCGCGCCGCCGCCGGCGCCUUGCAACGACGACAUGCCCCCUCCCCCUCCCCCCGCCGCGCGCCCCGCCGCCCGCGCCGCGCCGCCCGCCACCGCCACCGUCGGCUCGCAGGCCACCGCCCGCGAGAUCGAGGAGCAGAGCAAGCGGUACCUGAUCAAGACGCUGAUGCGCGACGACGCCGACGUCCCGCCGCCCAAGGAGGACAAGAAGCCCGAGGAGCUGACGGUGGCGCAGUGCAAGCGCGAGGGCGGCGAGCCGGAGAUGUUCGGCAUCGCCAAGACCACCCCGCCCGAGGACGACUCGCGCCCGGACCCGCUCAAGUUCCGCAAGAAGGACCCCCUCGCGCAGAAGGGCGGGAAGCCGCGGACCACCGGCGCUAAGGAGAAGCCGGCCACGUUGAAGGACAAAAUCGUGCGAGAAGUCAAGCCCGCCAAGCCCGCGACGCCGCGGCCGGCCCCGACCCCCGAGGCGCCCCGCUCGCCGGGAGAAAAGGAAUCCAUAAAGCUGAGGCUCAAACUGGAUAAGAACGAGCCCGUGGUCCAGCCCGUGUACAAGGCGGACGUCAGCUUCACGAACCCGCGGCCCGGCGAGCCCGAGCUGCGCGUCCCCCCCCUCCACAUCUCCCUGCGGGGCCGCAACUCCGCCGUCAUCAAAAACUCCAAGAAGGAGAAGAAGAAGUUCGCUCCGGGGGACCUCCACAAGAAACUCAAGAUCAGAAAAAACUCGGAGUCGGACGACAAGCAUCGCCGGGAGGAGGAGACGCCCUCGAAGCCCGUUGAGCCCGCUGACAACUCCAAGGACGAGUAUCUCCAGGUAAAGGGCCUGAAACUCAACAAUCAUUACGAGGGCGACUCGAUAAAAACAGAAAUCCCCGGCGACAACAACGUGGUCUAUCGCAUGAAAACGAUAUCCAAAAACGCCCAUAUAGUCACAAAAGACUACAAGCAUCUCAACAACAAAGUCCAAAGCUUGGACAGUCUAAAGAAGAAGAAGUCCAAACUGCUCCCCGACAGCGGGAAAUCCAUGGAGAAGGACCGAGACAAAGAGUGGAAGAACGACAUGUUAGACAAGGAGGGGAAGUACGCCCAGAACGAGGGCUACAGAGAGACGCCGAACAACCACGAGGCUAAGAAGAAGUUACCCGAGAAGGACGCGAAAUGUGAUAGUAAAGACAGUAAAGAUGAGCCGAACAGUGAAAGUGUUAGUGGUGCUAGUGAGUUGGAGAGUAGGUUGCUCAAGUGUCAUAAGGAGCGGACGCUCAGUGCUGACGACAGUGCGGACAAGUGCAGCGAUGACAAUAAGCUCAAACGGACUGUGGACGGCGUCGUGUCGCCCAACGGGCUCAUCACGGAGAAGAAGAGGAAGAUUAGCCAUAGUUCCUGCCCAGAGCCGGUGGGGUCCACCAACGUGGGCACGGUGCGGGUGUCGCCGCCGCGCGCGGCCGCGUCGCCGCCGCGGCGCCGCGAGCGCCCCAAGGACAAGUCCUACUGCAAGCUGGUCGCCGAGCGCGCGCGCCAGGCCUCCGCGCAGGACCGCCACGACGACAAGUUCGUCGCCAGGUCCCCGGGACAGGCGCAGGGCGAGGACUCGGGCAUUGAAUCCAUGGACGCGCUGUCGGAGAAGUCCCCGAACCAGGCCAGUCAGAGCCCGCCCGGCCCGCAACGAAAGGAACGCCUCGACAUGCCGCGAUCCACCUCCCCUACCUCCGUACAUCGCAUCAUAGGCGUCCCUCCUCCGGCCUCGGAUGAACUGCUCGAGAGGUUAGCGUUAACCGCACCCCCGAGAUAUGAGCCGCCGCCCGAUCUGGACGACUUGGGCGAUAUAGAGGCGGAGCUCGCGAAAAUGCACGGCGACCAUGACCAAUCACCGAAAGUUAACGGCGAUGACGCGCCGCGCAGGCCCCCGGACCCACCCCGACCUCCCACUCCGAUCCGACGCGACCCUGACCCCGAACCGAAGCCGGAGGAAAGCGUGAAAGAGGAGCCUAAGAAAGAAAAAGUGGAUGACUUCGAUCCGCUUCCGAGUAGGGUCAGUCCCCCGUUAUAUACGUACUCGAACCAGGAGAAAGGCGCGACGGAGGAGCCUGUAGUCAAGGAGGAAAAACCUGUAGCAGAAAACGGCGAGGCGUCGGAGGAACACAAGGAACCGGACCCUAAACUAGAGAGGCUGCCUAUGAAAGCCGAUUUCCCAGAUAAAAGUCUACUGGAACAACUUUUAAUAGAGAUCCCGACUCCGGAUUACGUGGCGAAGAGGCCCGAAUCGCCGUCCCCGUCGGCGUUGGAAAGGGUGGCUAGAAGUAGCGUCCGGACGAGGUCGAGCAGCAAGAUGAACAGCCCCGCCGACGGACCCAAGACACCCCGUCUCAGCCCCGGAAUACCCAAACUGGAAACCAGAUCCGACUCCCCCGCGCUCCAAAACCCCCCACGCAACUGCCUCAGGAGCGGCUCGGUCGAUAAAACGAGCCCGAAAACCGUGAACGCCGCAACGGUACCGGUCAAACCGGCGCCCGGGGCGAAACGGAAGCGGAGAGAGUCCGAAAGCUCCUGCGCGUCGACCAUCAGCUGCGAAGAGGGCCUGUCGCCCGCCGGGAGGCCUAAAAAGAAGCCCCGCCGCGUCGACGGCGUCAAACAACCCGGCGCCGAGGGCCCAAAGGAGGGCCGGAAAAAGGACUCGGAUAGCGAUAGCGACGAGCCCCUAAUCUGCAAGGUGCGAGGGAAGACGCCGGCUAAAGUAGUGAAAGUCGUGAAGGCGGUGAAGGGGCCAGUGGAGGCGGUGAAGGCGGAGGGCAAGGGCGCGGAGGGGGUGAACACGCGGCGCUCGGGCCGCCAGGCGCCCGGCGCGCCGCCGCUGCCGCCCGGCGCGCCCCAGAGGAGGAAGACCAGGAGUGCCGUGGAGCCGGGUCCGCUGGCGGCGGGCGUGCGGCGGCGGCGCUCGUCGCGCGACGGCAAGUGACGGCGGCGCCGCGCGGAGCCCCGCGCCGCGCCG